CGAGAGAACGCGCUCCUUUUUGUUUUGGUUCUCGGUCGCGCCACAGAGUACGCCUGCAGAUCCGACUGGUGUGUGUUUGGUGAUUCAUCACCACUUUUUCGGACAAGCAAGAUUCCAAGGCUAUUGGUGCCAGAUUGGGCCAUGGACAAGCGCCCGGAGACUCUGCACGACCUCAUGGGCACGCCCAUGGGCGACGUGAGUGCCCACAGACGAGGCUGCACGAGAUUGUUGCGUACUUACUGUGGUCGGUUGGUGCAGGUGGUGGGGUGGCUGGAGCCCCAGGACACUUGUAUCCUCGACAAGAGGGAAAAACUCAGCAAGUGAGAACGAACGAGUUCGUUCAUUGGGGGUGUGUGUUUGAUCAUGGGGUGCGCGUGUGGUUGUGCAUCAUGGCUGCAGGUGUCUGACCGAGUUGCACCGUCGCGGUCUGCGCAGCUGUGUGGUCAAGGACGCCAACAUGUUCCUCUUCUUCGAAACAUCAGCCACAUUCCACAUCAUGGACAUGCGGGUACACCACAGCACAGCACAGCACAACAGACACAUACGCACCCUCCCAAUCGCCGACCCAUUCUUUCAUAUGUCGCGUAUGUGUCACAUGCAGGACGUCAACUGCUACGUGAUGGAUCUGAUCCGCAAGCUAGAGGCCGAGAAGGCCCGAGGGAGCGGUGCGGCACCGGCAGAGGCCCCACCACCGCCAGCGGCCAGCAAGAAGGACAAGGACACCGUCACCAUCUCGCUGACCGGCGUCACCAAGGCCCUGCAGCCAACAGACAUCGGGGGCAUUGCAAGUGAGCUGAUAGGGACAGAGUGGGGAGAGGGAAGUCACGUGCAAAUGGCCACACACGUGUGCUGUGCUGUGCCGUGUUGUCUUCUUUUGUAAUGCAGAUUACAGCAAGAAGAACGGCCCGCGUCCGUUGGACGCGAGUGAGACCCUCCGCGAUGCGCUCAAGGCGUUCGAGGACAGCCCCAGAGUGUAAGGAGGACGUACCCUCAUCCAUCCAUCCAUCCAUCUGUGUGUGUGUGUGUGUGUGGUGUUUGGUUUGUGGUGCUUGGUCAGUCCGGUGCUGCUGAACUCGAAGCUGCUUCGCAUAUUCAGCGCCGUCGACUUCUUCCAAAUACUCAAGGUGAGAAGCAAAUGGAGACCCUUUAACAGUGCAUUUGUCUGUCUGUCUGUCUGUUCAACAGGAGGGCAAGUACCUGCCGGAGAUCGAGAGCAUGUCGGUAAGACGUCCAUCCAUCCAUCCGUCCAUCAUCCAUCCACACGGGCGGCCCAUCCCUUCCUCCCUCUCUCCCUCCCUCCUCGUCUAUCUGUGUAUGCCUCCCUGCAGCCGUUGAAGCACACGGACAGCUUCCCCCUGGAUGUCGUCGCCCUCAACGAAGCAGACACACUUUUCAAAGUGAGCCAGUCAGGGACAGAACCAGCGACUGUGAUCCCUCCCGCGUGUGUGCGUGCAUGUGUGUGUGCGUGUGUGUGUGUGGUUGGUUGCUUAGGCGAUGCGUCUGUUUGAGAGCACGGGUUACUCUGCGCUGCCCAUCACUGAGGGCACCGAGAGCCCCGGCGGCAGGGGCAGGACACUCGCAGUCAUAUCCGUCAGAGACCUCGCGGUCAGCUCACUUAACACACAUGGCACACAGCACAGCACGGCACGCAGUAGUCUGUGUGUGGUGUGCAUCGAGUGUGUCGUGCGUGUCCGUGUGCGUGUGUCAGUCGCUGGCCAUCCACAAUGGGCUGCAUCCUGAAAGCGUCUUCAACGAGCCCGCGGUAGCCAUGCCAUCCUGACACUCGACUGUGGAGGCUCGUGGUGUGGUGUUGUGUGUGUUGUGUGCAGAUAGAGUUUUUGACCCGUGUGCGUCAGCAGGACGUGACGGGCAAGACGGGCAAGUCGCGCUUCCCCUACAUCCACGUGCCGCACGACGCCACGCUGCAGAUGGUCGUGUCGAAACUCAUCACCACACGGGUAUGUAUGGGAAGCUUACCCGGUCUCUCUUUUUCCUCUUCCUCUUUCUCUCCCUCUCUCAAAAUCAAUAAACCAUCUCGUGGUUGUCUGUGUGCGCGUGCAGAUCCACCGUGUUUUGUUGUGUGACCAGAACGACAACGUCACCGGUAAGUGCGCAUCCAUGUUGGGGUGCGUGUGACUCGAUGGAUGGAUGGAUGGAUGUGUUGUCAGGUGUGUUGUCGAUCACCGACGUGGCCAAGCGGCUGGGCAGAGUGCUCUAGAGCCCACUCUAUCUGUGUGUGGUUUAACUAAGCCCCUCCAGUUGGCCACGGAGGGGGGCCUCAAUUUCUCCUCCUUCCCUCUCAUUUCUCGUACUCAGUCGGUGGGUGUGUGGAAUCUUAGCCAGGGAGACGCACAGCCAAAUCGGGUCUAGCUCUUGUCGCUCGUGGCUGUCGGCGUGCCAGUGUGUGAGUGGGGUGUGUGUGUGUGUGUGUGUGUG
Messenger RNA from Vitrella brassicaformis, 2436 nucleotides. The record is from the annotation of a GenBank genome assembly. NCBI's taxonomy places the organism in Eukaryota, Vitrellaceae.